CUAUCUAUCAUCUUCCUCAAAUCCACUUUUAUCGAUUCCCCUUUCCCCUUUUAAAACACAUUUCCUUUUUUUCUCACCGUCUCCUCGUUUAUACCAAACACUGUUCUUUACCUAAUCAUCUCCUCUCCCUGUCCGAAUCAUAACCAUAAAACACACACAGAUUGAAUGGGAGCUGGUACGACUGUGGGAGAUCGAGUACGGAAAGAUCUCUCUGAGAUUUCAAACAAACCGAAUAUUCCAACGACAAAAACCAUCGUUUCCGCCUCUCGGAAGAAGAUCCACCGGCGGAGCAAGAAAGCUUUGAUCUCUCCGGUGCAGAAGCUGUUCGAAACUUGCAAGAAAGUGUUCGCUAAUGGCAAAUCCGGAGCCGUCCCGUCUCAAGUACACAUUAACAUGCUUCGAGCCGUUCUUGACGAAAUCAAGCCUGAAGAUGUUGAUGUGAGCCCUAAGAUGCCGUAUUUUCGAUCUAAAUCUAUCGGACGGCCUCCAGUGACUUAUCUCCACAUCUACAAAUGUCAUAGCUUCUCGAUGGGCAUUUUCUGUUUACCACCGUCUGGUGUAAUCCCACUUCACAAUCAUCCGGAGAUGACUGUGUUUAGUAAGCUCUUGUUUGGUACAAUGCACAUCAAAUCAUAUGACUGGGUCGCUGAUUCUCCCCAGCCGAGUUCGGAUACUCGUUUGGCGAAAGUGAAAGUAGAUUCAGACUUCACGGCACCUUGUGACACUUCUAUACUCUACCCUGCCGAUGGAGGGAAUAUGCAUUGCUUCACCGCGAUAACGGCUUGUGCGGUUCUUGAUGUUCUUGGUCCUCCAUACUCCGAUCCUGCAGGACGUCACUGUACUUACUACUUCGAUCACCCCUUCUCAAGCUUCUCAGUUGAUGGAGUUGAGGUUGGGGAAGAGGAGAAGGAAGAGUAUGAGUGGUUGAAGGAGAGGGAAGAGGAGCCUGAGGAUUUGACGGUUACGGCGAUGAUGUAUAGUGGACCAAUCAUCAAAGAAUGAAUGUGUAGGAAGAAAAAAAAAGUCUCUUUUUUGUUGUUUUUUAACUUUUCUUUGUGUGGUUAUCGGGUUUCUGUUGUUGGGUUUUGUCUGUAUAUAAAAAGAAGUCUUUGAAAGUA
Messenger RNA from Raphanus sativus (radish), 1118 nucleotides. RefSeq names its product plant cysteine oxidase 2. The transcript is spliced from 5 exons. Gene Ontology annotation, molecular function: oxidoreductase activity, acting on single donors with incorporation of molecular oxygen, incorporation of two atoms of oxygen. Bases 166 to 1002 code for a protein of 278 amino acids. Lineage: Eukaryota; Viridiplantae; Streptophyta; Magnoliopsida; Brassicales; Brassicaceae. The record is from RefSeq and is a predicted model, not a curated record.